Lotus japonicus is the source of this 1916-nucleotide messenger RNA. RefSeq names its product protein INVOLVED IN DE NOVO 2-like. NCBI's taxonomy places the organism in Eukaryota, Viridiplantae, Streptophyta, Magnoliopsida, Fabales, Fabaceae. The transcript is spliced from 7 exons. Bases 158 to 1537 code for a protein of 459 amino acids. Gene Ontology annotation, biological process: gene silencing by siRNA-directed DNA methylation. The record is from RefSeq and is a predicted model, not a curated record.
AGAAAACAAUGAUUAUGAAAGAAUCAAAAUCCUUCCCCUUCACUCCUCCCAUUUUCAACCAUACUUAAGCCACUCUUGUUCACAUUUCUUAAACGCUCUUUCCUCUUCUCUUUCCAGUUGUCAUAUUUUGCAGGUUCUUUGAGUUUCCAUCAUCAACAUGGCUGCAGAGACACCUUCGAGUAAACAAAGCAAGGCUUUUGCAAGUCUUCAGAAGUCCAUCGAACGCCAGAAACAUAAAAUUACUGAUGUGGAGCUUAAACAUAAUAGUGACAAAGCUGCCUCUGUGACCAAACUCAAGGAAUUUUCUGACAUGUUUAUCAAGAUCACCAACAAAGAAUCUACUCUCCAUGAGGACUGUCAAAAAGAAUUACAACAGUUGAAAGUCAUGAACUCUGGUAUGAGUGAUGACAUGGAAUGUAUUAAGAAAGAAGUUGAGCAGAUGACGAAGGAAUUGGAAAAGAGUAAGAUCAUAAAGGAAAAACUUAAGCAGAUCACUAAGGAAUUGAAUACGGUGAAGAGCCAGAAUGUUCUGCUUCAGCUGAUUUACAGUGACUAUACUGAGAGGGCUCGAAAGAUGAUACAGAUGAGAAAGGAAUUGGAGGAGAGUAAAAAAAUAAAGGAAAAACUUGAGCAGACCACCAAGGAAUUGGAGGAGAGUAAAAAAAUAAAAGAAAAACUUGAACUGAUCUCUAAGGAAUUGGAGGAGAGAAAGUCCCUGAAUGAUCUGCAGCAAAAGAAUUUUACAGAGAAGACUCGAAAGGACAAAAAGGAACAACUCAAUGCCAAAACAGUUCAGCUCGAAAAACAACAGAAAAGUAAACAAAAGCUGGAAUUGGAGAAUCAUCCGCGUAAAAGAAAGUUAGAAGUCAUGAAGAACAUGGAAGAUGAAUCUCUGAAGACGGUAGGUAAUUUACAAACAAAUUUAAUGGAAAAGGAACAGUUACUUCAGGAGUUACAAGAUUAUUGCCAAUCAGUGAUCACUAAAGAGCGUCAGAGCAAUGAUGAGCUUCAGAAAGCUCGAAAAAGAAUGAUUGAGGGAAUUGCAGGAAGGUCAAGUCGUUGUGCCAAUAUUGGUGUAAAGAGAAUGGGGGAACUGGACAAUGGGCCAUUUCUUAAAGCUUUGCGUGCGAAGCAAAGAAAUUAUACGCAGAGAGCUGCAACAUUGUGUUCUGUGUGGGAAAAUAAUCUGAAGGACCCCCAUUGGUAUCCAUUCAAAAUAAUUACAAUUGGUGGGGAAUCAAAGGAAAUUAUAGAUGAAGAAGAUGAAAAGCUGAAACGACUGAAAAGGGACAUGGGUGCUGGGCCAUACCAAGCGGUGGUGAAAGCUUUGACAGAGAUGAAUGAGUACAAUCCUAGUGGGAGAUCUGUGGUCUCAGAGCUAUGGAAUCAUGGAGAGAACAGGAGAGCAACUUUGGAAGAAGGGGUUGAAUUUCUAUUUGGACAUUGGAAAACAAAAAAGCAGAAAACACAUCAAAUGGGGACAGAUGAUGAUAGUGAGGAUGCUUAUCAAAGAAAAAAUGGUAGUGAGGCCGGAUAGCGAUAAUGAUGACGAUCAGGUGCCUCCCGCCGAUAAUAGAGUUAGUCACUCUGGUGAAGCAUCGCCUAGUGUAACUCAUAUUGCUUUGCCUCUAACUUCCAAGUAAGUUGUGAAAUAUGGGAAGGUUGAUAGGUAAUGAAAUUAAGGUAGUGCUUUUGUUUUGAACAUUUUGAGCUAGUAGGAAAAAGAUUACAAGGGCUAGUUGGUAUGAGCUUUGUUUUGGUGUAUAUGUGUACAUGUAGAUGUGGCUAGUUGGUAUGUAGCUUGCUAUCCUUGUUUGUUACUUCACUGGUGUGGGUAAACACAUGGAUGUUGAACUUUGAAUGACUAUAUUAUGUGCCUUUUGUUUCUACUUUAUUUCAUUUCCUUGUUAACUUGC